Alternaria alternata is the source of this 939-nucleotide messenger RNA. RefSeq lists its product as hypothetical. NCBI's taxonomy places the organism in Eukaryota, Fungi, Ascomycota, Dothideomycetes, Pleosporales, Pleosporaceae. The transcript has a single exon. The record is from RefSeq and is a predicted model, not a curated record. The annotation marks the transcript as partial.
CUAGACAGUAGUCUUGGUUACCCUGCAGGUUAUCUGAAUACCUCCUUUUCUACCAAAUGUGAAGGAGACUGGAAAUGUCCCUUGGUGUGGCAAUAUGGAUAUCCUAUCGCACUUCAAGAUACACCCCCGUAAGUUCUAUGCACGAAUCACAUACUCCUGAUCGGAAGGAGUAGGACAACGUCUGAUCCCAAACUUCCAGAACUGAAAUCGUGUUGACAGCAUCAAUAGGUGUUGCGAAGAGACUGGAAAGGUCAUGGCCUGCCCUGACAACAUCUGCGACUGUUAUGAAGUGUCAGUACUGGCCGCAACAUUAACGCCACUUUCGACAUCGACACCUUCUGCUAUACCGACCGCAUCGGCUAGCUCAUCUCCAGGAACGACCAGCGCACCACUGACCAGCGUGACAGCAAUUUCCGAAUUACCCCGCUCGACGCAGGGACCAAGUCCGACCACAGCUCCCACGAGUGGUCUAUCUACAGGCGCCAAAGCAGGCAUAGGCGUCGGGGCAGUUGUAGGUGGAGCAGCAGUCUUCGGUCUGGUCUUCUGGCUCGCUUUGGUUGUUCGUAAGAGACGCAAAGUAACAAGUAAUGUCUCUCCGGGAGUGGAUACUGGGGAACCUGAAUGGAAAGAUCAGACCCGUAACAUGCGUGACUCUAAUCAACGCGUGGUCACGGGUCUGGGAGAGGCUCCUAAUAUGACGGGUAGAUAGGUGCCAGAUGUUAGGCAUGUGUUUGCGCAAGCUGGCUCCAAAUGCUGAUAUUGGUGGUGGCGUACACUAGUACACAAAAACGCUUCGUCUUGAUAGCUGUUCUGCUACGGUCUCAGGGAAUAAAAUCAGGAUACACUAGCACUACCGGAGGUUGCACAUACUUUUGAUAUUCACGUUUUAGCUGUAAUAGUUACUCAAUCCUUUAGGUUCUUAUAGUGUGCUAUGGCGAG